Meleagris gallopavo (turkey) is the source of this 1982-nucleotide messenger RNA. The record is from RefSeq and is a predicted model, not a curated record. NCBI's taxonomy places the organism in Eukaryota, Metazoa, Chordata, Aves, Galliformes, Phasianidae.
GUAUAAAGAAAGAAACUUGGGCAUUAUGGUUUGGAAAGAAUGCCAUUGCAUAGUGUGGUUCUCCCCACCCCUUCUCCUGUAAACAAAACCUUCAUGUGUGCUGUUAUUGCUGUUUUGCAGGUGAAGUACAGCAGUGAUCAGAGGCAGAUGAAAGGUAGACGUAGUGUGAUUCUAGACACACCUGAGCUAAGGCAUGUCAAAGAAACACAAAACAACAUCUCAAUGGUUAAAUAUCAUGAAGAUUUCGAGAAGACAAAGGGCAGAGGCUUCACCCCAGUGGUGGAUGAUCCUAUAACAGAGCGGGUGCGGAAAAACACCCAAGUUGUAAGUGAUGCAGCAUAUAAAGGGGUACACCCACAUAUAGUUGAAAUGGAUAGAAGACCUGGAAUAAUUGUUGAUCUUAAGGUUUGGCGCACAGAUCCUGGCUCCAUCUUCGACAUUGAUCCUCUGGAGGACAAUAUUCAGUCUAGGAGUCUGCAUAUGCUUUCUGAAAGAGCGAGCCGCUACAGUAAGCAGUACUUACAUUCUACAAGCUUGGGAGAUUAUAAAUCAGAUGGUUCUGACACGAACCCUACCUUUUCUUACUGCAGUGAGAUAACAAGGCCAUCUGAUGAAGGAGGUAGCCUUAUUCCCACUUUUUUCACUAGUAACACUGUCAUAAUGUAUUGAGACCUCACAGGCCUGCAUUAACUCAAUAUCCUCGUAUAGUCACAAAUCAUUGGAAACUGUGUCUUGCACAGAUUAUUUAAGGAAGAAAAGCAAAAUUCCCAGUCUGCACAGUUUCUUGCAUGCCAUUUUGCUUUAUUGUGUAUUCUUUUUAACCAUUUUGAGAAGUGUGUCAAUUCAAAAUCUCUACUAACUCCCAUUUACAGUGCUGAAGUUGAGGGUGCAUUGUGUUUUUGCAAAACUAGUGUGUCGGAUUAUUUUUUCAUGAAAGACAAAAUAUAACUGAAAAAAAUAAUCCUCUCCACAGAAAAAUUAAAUUUACCACAUUCUUUUUAGUGAACAAAUCAACCGUAUGAAAGCAUUUUGUUGACAGAACUACUUUUUCCCAUAUCAACUUUUUUGUGCAGGUUUUUGUGGCUGUUUCCAUCCUAAAAGGAAAAGUAGGAAAGUCUGAUGGCUUUCUCCUACGUGGAAGUUUUCUCAGAGACUUUUUUUUUAAGGGUUUUUAUUUUAGAACACUCUGCAUAUUUUUCUCAGUAGUUUCAUCUUUGGAGACUGAAGCAGAGAAAGGACUGGAGUCUUAUGUGUGGGAGGAUGUAAGAUAUGGAAAUUAAUUUGUGUUGUAUGAUCCAGUGCCAAUCAUAGAAACCAAGCUGAGUUGCUUAAAGCUGUGUGUGUCCUGGUGUAAAGAGUGGUGUGAUAAAGUGAAGGCUGCAAGUAAAAAUUUAAUUUGUAUUUUUCCUCAAGCCCACUGUAUGUAACAGAUAAAGAAAGAAUAUGCUACAAUCAGAAGAAAUUCUGGUUUAGGAUUAGUCAAGUUAGUCAGUCUGACUCAAGUUUAGGCAAGCGGUUUGCAUCCAGUCUUGUUCAACAUCUUCAUCAACGACCUAGAAGAAGGGAUAGAGUCCAUCCUCAGCAGUUUUACUGAUGAUACAAAGCUGGUAGGAGUGGCCUUCACACCAGAAGUCUGUGCUACCAUUCAACAAGAUCUGGACAGACUGGAGAGUUGAGCAGGGAGGAACCUGAUGAGGUUUAACAAGAGAAAGUAUAGAGUCUUGCACCUGGGGGAGAAUAACUGCAUCCGUCAGUACAGGUUGGGGACUGACCUGCUGGAGAGGAGCUCUGCAGAGAAGGACCUGGGUGUCCUUUUCGAGAACGGGUUAACCAUGGGCAGCAGUGAGCCCUUGUGGCCAAGAAGGCCAAUGGUAUCCUGGGGUGCAUUAAAAAGAGGGCGGUCAACAGAUUGUUCUCCUCCUUGACUCUGCCCUGGUGAGGCCACAUUUAGAAUACUGUGUCCUGUUCUGGGCUCCCCAGUU